GUAUCUCGCGGGCCGCAGGAGUGCUCGUGCUGUGAUGGGACUACAAAUCCGUUAGCACCCACAGCCUCCUCCUCUUUCAUCAUGGCUCCGUCGAUAGACAGGCAAGGAUACUGGGGGCGGCCGACCUCAACGCUGGACUGGUGUGAAGAGAAUUAUGUCGUCUCCUUUUACAUCGCGGAAUUUUGGAACACUGUCAGCAACCUGAUUAUGAUUCUUCCUCCCAUUUGUGGGGCCAUCCAGACGUUUCGUGAUGGACUUGAGUUUCGCUACAUCUGCUCUUUCCUUGGACUGGCAGCGGUUGGAGUUGGCUCUUGGUGCUUCCACAUGACGCUGCUAUAUGAGAUGCAGUUACUGGACGAGUUACCGAUGAUUUACAGUACAUGCGUCUUUGUCUACUGUCUAUAUGAAUGCUUCAAACAAGAGAACAGCAUCAGCUUGUUUCCUAUUGCAUUAUUGUUAAUCUUCAGUGUCUUAGUCACUGUGGUGUACCUGCAGUGGAAGGAGCCAGUUUUUCACCAGGUCAUGUAUGGUGCGCUCGUAGCUUGCCUAGUGAUGCGAUCCAUCUUUAUUGUUACAUGGGUGUACCCAUGGCUCAGGCCGCUGUGUUACACCUCUUUAGGAGUGUUUCUCUUAGGUUUCCUACUGUGGAACAUCGACAAUAUCUUUUGUGACACAUUAAGAGCCAGCAGACAUACGCUUCCCCCUGGUGUUGGGGUAGUAACACAGUUCCAUGCCUGGUGGCACAUCUUCACAGGCCUUGGAUCCUACCUGCACAUACUUCUCAGCCUGCAGAUCAGGUCAACCUACCUCAAGUACAGACCAAAAGUAAAGUUUCUUUGUGGAGUUUGGCCCACAUUGCACAUUGAACCACAGAAGACGAGCUGAAAUGAAGGGAUGGUGACUAACUUAAGGAUGGUGACUGCCAUAUCCAGACGCCAUCGGCACAUGGACCUGCCAGUGCUCACUGCUGGGUGCUCAGCCCACAGCUAGGGGCAGGUGGACCCCAUAGCACCACCCCAGGGACCCAUCGGUUCUGAACUGUGGGGAUUUACUAAGUACAGUAUAGCACUGACUCAAGUUUUAAGAAGUGGAAGAUUUUUUUCAUUAAUCAUAAUUUAUUAGACUAGCUUUUUUGUAAUUUUAUUGAAGUGUAACAAUUUUAUUUGCUUAUUCAUUUUCAUUGCCAGUCUGUUGUAGUUCACUGCAGUGGUAAUGCUGAAGGGGUUGUGGACGUAAUCUUUGUUAGGGCGUGGGAAAAGGGAAAGCAGUGUCAUUGAUUCGGAAUUCAUAUUAGCGUAUUUAUCAUUGUGUGUGUGACUCUGUGGAUAUUUGAAUCUCCUAAACCUAAAUAUAUAUUAAAUAGAUCCCCAAAUGAAAGUAUAACUAAAACUUUUAGUUAUGUGUAGUUUAACAAGUAACUGAUGGAGCGCUACUUAAAACACAGUGUUCUUAUCCCUUGUCAAGCUGCAUUCUGUUGCUCUUGGAUUAGCUAAACUGCAUUGGAUGAUAACUGCUAGAAUGUGAAAGUGCUACUGUUAGUGUAGUUAAGCUGUGUAGACUAGAAGAACCGUCUUCAUUUGCUUGGCCACCAAACCAAACUGGAACUUUUUUUUUUUUCAUUGCCAAAGUUGCUCUUGGAUUCAAAACUGUUGUAUAAUGUGUGAAACAGGCUUUUACCUCGCUGUAAUCCAGCAAGAGAAUAGUCUUGUUAUACAGCCUCAUUACACUGAAUUUUAAUUUUGCCUACGAAAGGGUUAACUAUUUCCCCAGGUACACAAAGCAAGUUAAACCACUUACAAAACCUCACGUUUCUGUGGGCAGAGAAACGCCUUCACUGUCUUUAAAGUGAUACUGCACACAAAUUUGUCCUCUGUGAAGGACUAGAAUUUUACAACCCUUUUUUUGGGAUUUGACCAGCAUCUGGUGGGUCUGUUGAGAUACAAAUAAUGCAGAAACACUGGAAAUGCAUCAGCUCGACUCGAACAUAGUCUUUCUUAAGCCGUUAUUGGUGACACAGUGGUUGUGUACAGUACAGCUAGCUUUGAGAGUAUUUAGGAUUAAAGUGAUUAUAAUUGAAAUCCAGCUCAAGAAGUCAGCUAACAAAGACAACCUGUUUAAGUGGAACAUUUUCUGUUUGUAACUGUUAACAUUCAAUCAAAGGACUACAAGAAUGAAUUGGACAUGCCUGAAUCAUCGCAUGGCCAUGAGCUGCAGGGGAGUUAUGGGUCAGCCUUUUGUUUCCUUCUACGUUACACAAAAUCUUUUCCGUACUUGUACUGUGGAGAACAGCAAUGAUAGUUGAGUGCCCUCUUAUACUUUAACUCAACUGUGGAUGUAUCUGGUGAUACUUAGACUUAAACAUAUUCAACAACAACUGCUACAGCUUAUUUGUUACAUUCUUAUUUAUUAGGGUUUUAACUUUCAUUUUUUUACGCCAUGGCAUCGAGGUGAAGAGUCAAAUGGCACAUACGCUGCACACCUUAUAGAAGAACAUCAUAGAGGAACAUUAUUGAGAAAUAGUUUAUGAUACCACCACUAGGUGGCAUACGUUUCCAGUUUAUUUAAACAUUGCCAAGUAUGUCAUUGUACACUGAAGAACUACUACCUACUUCUGCAGAAGCUUUGCCUCAGUUCUGUUGUGAUGUGAAAUGAAGGGCUUUUCAUUUACGAUGUUUGUUUUGUUGCUGUGAAAUUGUGACUACUUAAUGGUAACAAUAGAACCUGGUGACUGAAGUAAUUGUGAUAAAUGAGAUGCACAACAUUUCUGUUGUAUGGAGGUAUUUGUACAUGUGUGGCCUCUUAAAAUGUUUUGUGCUGGAUUAUCUCCUGAAACAACAUAUACCACAGAUACUACAUCACAUUCACACUACAUUAUGCCUCCGUGCUUUGUCACUAACCCUCAAAUGCUUGGGCAGAACAAUCCUGUGAUCCCAGUAUUACAGUCAUCAGCACAAAAGCACAACUUAUGAAAGACAAGUAUUAACAUUAUUCAAAUGCCUGCGUGGAAUCUUUAGUGUGUGUCAUUAUCUUGAAAUCACUGUUCAUCUGUGGAGGUGAGCAGUUGUCAAAGAGGGUGCCUUAUUGCUGUCCUUGCAGUUUAAUCCAAGUUGCCUUGAUGUUCAUUAUCAGCCAUUCAAAUUGUCCCUGUGUUGUUUAGUGUGCCCUUCCUCUGAUUAUACGUAGUUAGGGCAUCAGGAGGACAAACAAUAACACCUUCUAAUGGAUAGUCUGUCUCUGAUUCUUUGGCCUUGCAUUCAUUUCUUGUGUCUAUCAUUGUAAUUACAGGUUGUUCUUAUGAUGUUAACUGUACCUGUAAGUGAUAAUACUUGCGUGCUGAGGCCAGAAGAGCAAACUCUGCCAACAUGUUUAUUGUACUUUGGUUAUGUGCCAGUCUUUAAUGAUGUCCCGUAUUCUCAAAUAAAAGAAACUGUGUCAGACAUUUUGUCAACAGAA
This is a messenger RNA of Scatophagus argus, 3453 nucleotides long. RefSeq names its product alkaline ceramidase 3 (gene acer3). The coding region runs from base 82 to 885 and encodes 267 amino acids. Gene Ontology annotation, biological process: ceramide metabolic process; phytosphingosine biosynthetic process. The transcript has 11 exons. Lineage: Eukaryota; Metazoa; Chordata; Actinopteri; Scatophagidae. The record is from RefSeq and is a predicted model, not a curated record. Gene Ontology annotation, cellular component: endoplasmic reticulum membrane.